AUGUCAGAUCGUUAUAGUUUCUCUUUAACGACUUUUUCGCCGUCCGGCAAGCUUGUUCAAAUUGAAUAUGCUUUAAAUGCAGUGGCUCAAGGUGUAACUAGUAUCGGUAUUAAAGCAACAAAUGGAAUUGUUAUUGCAACUGAAAAGAAGACGGCUUCACCACUAAUUGAUGACUCGUCACUCGAAAAAGUGGCAAAUGUUUGCCCAAACAUUGGUAUUGUUUAUUCCGGAAUGGGACCCGAUUUCCGAGUGCUACUAGCCAAGGCAAGGAAGUCAGCGCAGAAAUACAAGAGAGUCUACAACGAAUAUCCACCAACAGGAAUUUUAGUGAAGGAAGUUGCCAGUGUAAUGCAGGAAUUCACCCAAAGUGGUGGAGUACGACCAUUUGGUGUUUCCCUCCUGAUUGCAGGUUAUGAUGAGACAGGUCCUGCAUUGUAUCAAGUAGAUCCGUCAGGUUCAUAUUGGGCAUGGAAGGCAUCUGCUAUCGGAAAAAAUAUGGUUAAUGCCAAAACAUUUCUGGAAAAACGGUAUAACGACGAUAUGGAACUUGAAGAUGCAGUUCAUACGUCAAUUCUUACACUCAAAGAGGGGUUCGAAGGCCAAAUGACCGAAAAUUCUAUCGAAAUUGGUAUUAUCGGUGGUGAGGCAACAGGGUUUACAGAAGGAAAACAACAACCUUUUUUCAGAAAACUCACACCAUCAGAAGUAAAGGACUAUUUGGCUAACAUCGCCUAG
Molecule: messenger RNA, 735 nt
Organism: Dentiscutata erythropus
Lineage: Eukaryota; Fungi; Glomeromycota; Glomeromycetes; Diversisporales; Gigasporaceae
Source: the annotation of a GenBank genome assembly